AUCCAAUUGGUUAUCUGUUGGUUUAUUGCAAAUCUACAGCAAUCAUGCCUGAUCCAGUUAAGGCGCCCAAGAAGGGCUCAAAGAAAGCCGUCUCCAAGGCCACCAAAACCGGCAAGAAGAGGAGAAAGACCAGGAAGGAGAGCUACGCCAUCUACGUGUACAAGGUGCUCAAGCAGGUGCACCCCGACACCGGCAUCUCCUCAAAGGCCAUGGGCAUCAUGAACUCCUUCGUCAGUGACAUCUUCGAGCGCAUCGCCGGUGAGGCCUCCCGUCUGGCUCACUACAACAAGCGCUCCACCAUCACCUCCAGGGAGAUCCAGACCGCCGUCCGCCUGCUGCUGCCCGGUGAGCUGGCCAAGCACGCCGUGUCUGAGGGCACCAAGGCCGUCACCAAGUACACCAGCUCCAAGUAAACUGAUCCUGAUAUCUACAACAACCCAAAGGCUCUUCUAAGAGCCACCA
Messenger RNA from Acanthopagrus latus (yellowfin seabream), 462 nucleotides. Its product is annotated as histone H2B 3-like. The transcript has a single exon. The record is from RefSeq and is a predicted model, not a curated record. The coding region runs from base 45 to 413 and encodes 122 amino acids. NCBI's taxonomy places the organism in Eukaryota, Metazoa, Chordata, Actinopteri, Spariformes, Sparidae. Gene Ontology annotation, molecular function: structural constituent of chromatin; protein heterodimerization activity; DNA binding. Gene Ontology annotation, cellular component: nucleosome.